Rhodamnia argentea is the source of this 2116-nucleotide messenger RNA. Its product is annotated as DUF724 domain-containing protein 10-like. The transcript has 7 exons. NCBI's taxonomy places the organism in Eukaryota, Viridiplantae, Streptophyta, Magnoliopsida, Myrtales, Myrtaceae. The record is from RefSeq and is a predicted model, not a curated record. The coding region runs from base 90 to 1823 and encodes 577 amino acids.
UACCACUUGCUCCGAAGCGUCUCGCCUUACCCCCUCUCCGUCUGUGCGAAGAGGAGUCUCCGCCAUUUCUGCCCCCGCCAAAGGAGGAAAUGGGUAGCGCGGAGUACUGGAGCAAAGGGUCUCGCGUCGAGGUCACCAGCAAGGAGACGGGCUUCAAGGGCGCCUGGUUUGACGCCAUCGUCGUCGAACCCCCCGUGUACCACAAAUCCAAGUACAAGAAGAAGCGGCUCACCUUGAUCGAGUACACCACCCUCCUCUCCGAUGACGGCGACACGCCGCUCAGGGAGUACAGCGACGCCAUCUUCAUCCGGCCCUUGCCUCCGGGAGAGGGGGAGGAAGUGGUCCUGGAGGAAAAUUUGGUGGUGGACACUUACGACCGGGACGGGUGGUGGGCGGGAGUGAUUGCAAGGAUCACGAAGCAAGGCGACUACUUGGUGGCUUUCGACGACCCACCGCAUGUCCUCGUGUUCCCCCGCGACCGAUUGAGGCUGCACCGGGAUUUCCUCAACGGCAGAUGGAGUCUUCCCCCUAAAUUCUCGGAAUUCUCUGACUAUCUCAAUGAGCUGAUUGCCCUUGCCGAAGGCCAUAACACCAAUAAUGGAAAGGCUACUGAAGUUUGCGUCACCGCACUUAUACCAUGCUCAAUCAAGCAAUCAACUCCUAAUGAGAUGUUGACUUCUUCAAACGUCGGCUCCAGCGAGAAGGAGACAGAGCAGCAGAGCUCCCGCUAUGAUUCCCUGCGUUUUCUCCCUCCCAAGAAGAAGCGUAAAACUCUAAAUGAACCCUCUAGUGAAAAUAACUGUGCUUCUCAAAGCAAGGACACGGGAACAAGUAAUCAGAAAAAGAGACGAAGGCUUGUGAAGUUACAUGCCCGGACUGAAAAUGCUUCAAGGACAGGCAACAAGAAGGGAGCAGACGAAGGAUCUUCUGCAGCCAAUGAACUGGGGUUCCCAGUGACGCCAGUGGAACAUUUGAAUGGCUCUCGAGAUGCAUCUGCUGAAAUGUUAGCUGCAGCUUCUGAAAAGCAUAGUGUGGCAAAAGUAGUAGAAGAUGUCGCAGGGGAUAGAACCAACUCAGGGGUCAAAGGAUCGAUGCUUGGAGAAUUACAUUCUCAAGUAUUGGAUAGAUCUGAACAUUCUCGUCUUGGUGGGGUGAACCAAGUGAAUGAGGCAAGAGAGAUCAUUCAGGUUGAGGAGGACGCGGACCUUGAGGGUGAGAUUGAGGGUGACACUAGGCCAAAUCAAAGGCCGACCUUGCCUUUUGUGAAAACCUCACCAGUAUGGAAAGCAGUGGAAUCUUUGGAAGUAUUCCAAAAGUUUCCUCAAGCACCUCAUUUUCUACCUUUGAGUGAUAGCAAAGCAGGAUGUCGCGAAGGACUGGCCAUUGCCAAGAUGGUGACUUUUGCCAAUACGGUACAGAUGGCUUCCAAAUUGAAGAUCACCGAUCCCAAAAGUAGAUUUACUUCCUGUUUGGAAGACCUUGGAGAAUUAGAGGUGCAUGGUUUUGAUGCCCAAGUGAUCAAGAGUCGUUUGACAAGGCUGCUUUCAAUAAAAGAUGGACUUAAAAAGGUUGACAAAAAGUGGGAUGAAGCUGAAGCUCAAAUUUCAGGGCUUAAGAAUGAGAGAGUCAAAAUCGAGGAAAAGAUCGAAAAGAUCAUUAAGGAGAUGAGACGUUUUCAAGAUAAACUGAUCCUAGCCUUAACAGAGAAGGAGAAGAAAGAUUUUGAAAUCACAAUAUUGAGUACCAGUGUUGACAUCAUGCACGAAGCAGUUCAAAGUGCCCAGCAUGAAUUCGAAGAACAUUUAAACGAUUUAGCCCGGUGAGAAGGAGGAGUAGUGGCGCGGGACACCGCCAGUAACCUUAACUAUCUUUCUGCGGACUUGCGUGCGAAAUAUACUCCUCUUUCUGGUUUUAGCAGUAGCACUGUCUAUACUUAUGCCUGACUUGGAAGUGACCCGCUUUUAUAUUGGAGUUGGUCUUUUGUAUAUUGUUAGCCCAGGACAUAGAGAUUCAACUCUGGAGUGUUGUCUGUGUGUCGAACAUCUGAUGUGUGGAUGGAACUUCAGUUUAAUGUAGAUGACAGUUAUUCUAUGACUUAAAAACUUUCUUGUGGGUC